Messenger RNA from Magnolia sinica, 733 nucleotides. RefSeq lists its product as uncharacterized. The transcript has 2 exons. Lineage: Eukaryota; Viridiplantae; Streptophyta; Magnoliopsida; Magnoliales; Magnoliaceae. The coding region runs from base 14 to 427 and encodes 137 amino acids. The record is from RefSeq and is a predicted model, not a curated record.
GUAAUGUCCUUGAAUGAUUAAAGAUGCUUGGGUUGGUCAAGAUGAUUUGAGACACAAACUCGUGCACAAACACUUACCUAGGAGAACCUGGAGUGAUGGUGUAGACCUUCGUGAAAAGCUCUCACGGACGGUUCAUGUCCAUCAAGAAUUGAUGCACGACAACGCAUGCCUAAACCUCAUAAGAGACAAUACUUGGAUGACUGUGAAGAUCCCUGUUUCUGUGCAACAGAGCUGGAUCUCAUAUUUCAUGUACUUUUUAAAAAGUGAUGAUAAAAAAUCUGGAGCAAGUGGUGACGAUGGUUUUGAACUCGUUUCAAGAUCCCCACCCUCGUGUGCUGGGCUGCUAUUAAUGCAAAUGGGCAAUUGUCUACAGAUUUGGGGCCAGACCUUCAAGUUCAGUAUCAUCAACGGGUGCUGCAUGCAUUAGCCUCAGCUAUGGAUGAUUUCCAAAAUCCUCGAGUACAGGUAAGUGGGUUCUGACAUUGUGGUUCAUACUUGAUAGAACAUUGUCUGGUCAUCAUCUAUUUCUUGUUUAGUUGCAUUGAAAACUAUAUCAACCAAGGAUGUGUCGAAAGUGCAGAUUGGAUGCCAUUGGCUGAUGUGGGAUUGAUAUAGGUUUAAGAUGCCCAAUGAUUGUCACUUAAUUCCAAUGAUCUAGGGAAGGGCCCACUUCGAUGUCCAACACAAUAUGAAGUGUUUGUAAAACAUCCAAUGAAAUCAGUGUUUAAAAUAA